Heteronotia binoei (common prickly gecko) is the source of this 2686-nucleotide messenger RNA. RefSeq names its product ST3 beta-galactoside alpha-2,3-sialyltransferase 3 (gene ST3GAL3). Gene Ontology annotation, molecular function: sialyltransferase activity; growth factor activity. The record is from RefSeq and is a predicted model, not a curated record. Lineage: Eukaryota; Metazoa; Chordata; Lepidosauria; Squamata; Gekkonidae. The transcript has 13 exons. The coding region runs from base 153 to 1403 and encodes 416 amino acids.
UAUGAUUGGUGAUCAACUCCUGCUCCUCAGGCUAGUAGCUGCCACGGGCCCGGCCCGGCAUGGCGGGGCAGCCAGAACCUGAGCCCGGAGGAAGCGUGGCUGAGAUUCCUUAUUCUGUUCGGGUCUUUUAGAAGAGACAAACUCAUGUGAAGAUGGGACUACUAGUGUUUAUGCGUAAUCUGCUACUGGCCCUCUGUCUCUUUCUGGUGUUGGGCUUUCUCUAUUACUCAGCUUGGAAACUGCAUCUUCUCCGAUGGGAGGAUUCAAAUUCAGUGGUUCUUUCCUCUGACUCCGUUGGACGUUCAAUAGGCUCAGGAAGGAGAGAGGGAAAAUCCACAUCUCUUGUGCCUCUGUCAUCUCUCCCAUCACACCUUGCUGCCGAGCUGGGAAUAGGCAGAACUCAGAAAGAACCUGUGGCUGUUCCACGCCCAAUCGCUCCUAAAUAUGACAAACUGGGCUUUCUUCUGAAGUUGGACUCAAAAUUGCCUCCAGAGCUAGCAUCAAAGUAUGCUAACAUCUCAGAUGGAGUUUGCAAACCUGGAUAUGCGUCUGCUCUCAUGACUGCCAUCUUCCCAAAGUUCUCCAGGCCAGCACCAAUGUUCCUGGAUGAUUCCUUCAGAAAGUGGGCACGUAUUCGGGACUUUGUUCCUCCCUUUGGAAUUAAAGGACAAGAUAAUCUGAUCAAAGCCAUCCUGUCAGUAACCAAAGAUUACCGCCUUACUCCAGCCCUUGACAGUCUCAGUUGCCGGCGAUGUAUUAUUGUGGGGAAUGGUGGCAUUCUAGCAAACAAAUCAUUGGGGUUGAAAAUUGAUGACUAUGACAUUGUUAUCAGGCUGAACUCUGCUCCAGUAAAAGGUUUUGAAAAGGAUGUGGGUGGCAAGACAACCCUGCGGAUAACAUAUCCAGAAGGGGCCAUUCAGAAACCAGAACAAUAUGAAAAGGAUUCUCUCUUUGUGCUAGCAGGGUUCAAGUGGCAAGAUUUCAAGUGGCUGAAAUACAUUGUUUACAAAGAGAAAGUGAGUGCCUCUGAUGGCUUUUGGAAGUCUGUGGCUACCCAAGUUCCAAGAGAGCCUCAUGAGAUCCGUAUCCUGAACCCAUAUUUUAUCCAGGAGGCAGCUUUCAGCUUUAUUGGCCUUCCCUUCAACAAUGGACUGAUGGGCAGAGGGAACAUUCCGACUUUGGGAAGUGUAGCAAUAACCAUGGUACUCCACAAUUGUGAUGAAGUAGCAGUGGCUGGAUUUGGUUAUGACAUGAACUCUCCAAAUGCACCAUUGCAUUACUAUGAGAACAUCAAGAUGUCUGCUAUCAAAGAGUCCUGGACGCACAACAUCCAGCGGGAGAAGGAGUUCCUGAGAAAGUUGGUAAAAGCUCGAGUCAUCACAGACCUCACCAGUGGGAUCUGAGGAGGCGCAGCCACUGUCCUGAAGGGCACAGCCACAUGCAUACAGCUGAGGACAAGGGGAGUAAGAGGUCCCUGGCAAGAAUCCCAGCUUCUUAGAGAUGCGCAAUGCCCUUGGCAAGUCUCCUUGGCUUGCUCUGUCCGACUGCAUCAGGGCUGCUAGGAGAGUGGUGGUUAUUGGCCUGAGGGGGCAGGCCCCACCCUUGGAAUUGCAGGUGAAUCAUGUUGGAGAUGGAGCAUCACUGGGGAGAACAAAAAUAGGCCAGUGAAACAAAAGAAAUUGUGCCAAAUGGGAACAGGAGCCAGGCCAGAGGCUGCAGUGCUUGAAUGUACAAUGUAUUAUUUUUUACAAAGAAAGAAACUCUUGAGAAUCAUGUUAAAUAUGGCGAGGUGCAAAAUGGAACCUGGCUUGUGCUCAUGCACCAUAAGACAUCUAAACUGCCUCUGUGCCAUCUGUGGCUCUUUGUAGGGCCUAAGUCCGUCCAAACCGCGUCUGCUGUUGGUGCUGCUAUAAAUGAAAGAGACUGUAGCCCCUGUGCCAUAGAUGGAGUGAAUUAAGAAGCUUGUUGGAUCUUUAGACUCCUUCUUCUUGUGGGGCGGUGACUGCUGCCAACAUUUCAUCCAUCAGCCAUUGUUCAUAGAACCCAUCUCGUUUUGUUGGGGAGAUCUCUAUGGGUCUGGCAGGCUGGCCACAUACCUAACUGAGAGAUACCCUAAUCUUUGUUUCCUGCAACAUCUGCAUCAUGGUUUUAAGAAUUCUGUACUUUGCUUUUAUUUGGGGCAAGAAUAAUUUAUUUUUUGAUCAAAUCAGCGAUUGUGUCAAGACAGAAAGACUCACCAGUGUUUACUAGCUAAUGGUGCCAGAAUUUUUUCAUUCAUUUUGCUGCACUCUGCUUUAAGUAACUAUUGAGUAUUUAAGCUCCUGUUGAGACAGAAUAGAUAAUACUUGGCCAGCAACUACUUUGCUUAUUAGCCUGUGUCCAUCAGGUGAUUUUUCUCAGUCUGUUUCUGAAUCCUUCUGCUUCCUUUUUAAGGGGCAAAGGUGUAUUAGUUGUUCUGCUGCCAUAAGACUGGGAUGCAGUUUUUGCACGAGUGCGUUCCAUUUGUGUUGGAUAAGCUAAGAAAUGUAUUGUGCAAAGUGACCAAAUUGUGGAGAGGGUGGAGCGACAAUGCAGUCUGCGGAUCUGUGCACACAAGAGGCACCCUCAAGGCUGUUACUCUCCCCUCCUAAAGUAUGAACAUGUUUUGCAUCACUGUGAGGUCCAACAUUACAUUUAUCUUUACUAA